AUGGGGAAGGUUCACCCUCAGGCCCCAUUUUCCUCUUCCCCAACUGAAUACUUCACUUCAAAACAAGAAACAUUCACCAUAUGGAUGAAGUCUCUCAUACUGAACGGCUAUGGUUGCACUGUCUUCGAUUCGAACGGUCGAAUUGUGUAUCGUGUAGACAACUAUGACUGCAAAUGCAGAGGUAAAGUUUAUCUUAUGGAUUUGAAAGGCAAAAUCCUAUUCACCAUUCUGAGAAAGAAAUUCAGAUUGCUUGGUCUUUGGGAGGGCUACAGAUCCACAGGUAAAGAGGCCAACCCAGACAGGCCUGGUUUUCAAGUUAGACAAAGAUUUAGGUUGUGUAGAGGGAGGUCACAGUGUAGGGUUAUUGUAGGGCAAGAGAAGAACCAAACACAGCAAUACAGAAUAGAAAGCUUGAGCAGCAAGUCAUCCUACAAGAUACUAGACAAGUCUGGAAGACCAGUUGCAGAGGUAAAGAGAAAGCAAUCAGCAUGUGGAGUGGUUCUUGGAGAAGAUGUUUUGACAGUGGUGGUAGAGCCCUUCAUAGAUCACAGUCUCAUCGUGGGGCUUCUUGUUGUGUAUGGUCUCAUCAACCGUAAAAUGUGAAAGUGUGGAAGUAAAUCGGCAACAAAUAUAUAUGGGAUUGUAAGUUGUAAAUUAUCCAAAUUAGUGAAGAGCAAAGUUCAAACUACAA
Molecule: messenger RNA, 691 nt
Organism: Prunus persica (peach)
Lineage: Eukaryota; Viridiplantae; Streptophyta; Magnoliopsida; Rosales; Rosaceae
Product: protein LURP-one-related 11
Exons: 3
Coding region: 1-603 (200 amino acids)
Source: RefSeq, a predicted model, not a curated record